Purpureocillium takamizusanense is the source of this 834-nucleotide messenger RNA. RefSeq lists its product as uncharacterized. The record is from RefSeq and is a predicted model, not a curated record. Lineage: Eukaryota; Fungi; Ascomycota; Sordariomycetes; Hypocreales; Ophiocordycipitaceae. Bases 160 to 834 code for a protein of 224 amino acids. The transcript has a single exon.
ACCCUGCCAAGAUGUGUUGCCUUAAUGUAGCUACUACAACGUCCGUUGGGAGUAUAACUUUGUCGACUUGCGCCGAAACACACCCAGCACCGGCUCUCAUCCUCGUCACAUUGUUUGCCCUUCUUCCUGUGCAAAUUGCGCAACCGUCCGGACUUCGACAUGGCUCAUACAAUUACCCUUCCCAAGUGUAAGCAGCAGGGUAGCACGUCUCAUGUACUCGCCAGAGCCAUCACAGAAACAUGGGCCAAAGAGUUUGAGAGGGUCAUUAAAGCAGGCAGGUUCGACGAAUUCGCAAGGUUAUUCGUCGAGGAUACUUGGAUUCGGGACUUCCUUGCCGUCAGUUGGGACUUUCGCACCAUCCCGGGUCGCGACAAUGUGCGGCAAUACUUUGAAAGCAAUCGUCAUUCUGGCAUUAGCAAUAUUCGCCCUUGCGAACGCGGGGAUUUCCAGCCCAGUUUCAAAACGCCGUGCGCCGGGCUGCAAUGGAUCGAGACCAUGUUUAAGUUUGAGACACGGGUUGGCCGGGGCAGGGGCAUGCUUCGCUUAAUCAUGGACCCCAACGAUAAUCACAACAUGAAGUGGAAGUGCUACCUGAUCAACUUUACCCUUCAGGAGCUCAAGGGACACGAGGAAAAGCUAGGCUCCGGCCGCCCGAUUGGUUAUGCGAACCCGGCGGACGGCAGCUGGCAGCAGCGCCGUGAGAGGCAGAGAGAUUUUAUCGACAAGGAUCCUGUUGUCCUUGUGGUGGGUGCCGGUGAGCACAGCCUUGACUCUGAUCGCGCGUUUUUUAAGAUGCUGAAGCUAAACAUUGAUGAAAGGCCAAGCCGGGCUUAG